Perkinsus marinus ATCC 50983 is the source of this 705-nucleotide messenger RNA. RefSeq lists its product as hypothetical. The transcript is spliced from 6 exons. Gene Ontology annotation, cellular component: membrane. NCBI's taxonomy places the organism in Eukaryota, Perkinsozoa, Perkinsida, Perkinsidae. The record is from RefSeq and is a predicted model, not a curated record. Gene Ontology annotation, biological process: transmembrane transport. Gene Ontology annotation, molecular function: transmembrane transporter activity. Bases 1 to 705 code for a protein of 234 amino acids.
AUGGGUACCCAAGAUCUUGCUCAAUGGGAACGCACAAUUGUUUUCUCGAAUUAUCAGGGCGUCGUGGCAGUUAUCAACGAUCUCACUAGACUGUUACUCGGUCUCUGCAAUCUGACCGCAAUCAAAAGACUUUUUGCAAGUCUUCGGGAUUCGAAGAUACAGCAUCUGUUGAAGCACUUGGCUGUGCUUGUGGUGGCGAUAUGUUACUGCCCUUUCACUUUCGCAGGCCGACCAACAUUCGACCAAGUUCUCCCUGCGAGCCUUAGAAUGACGAUAUGGCAGGGGUCUGAGCAGAUUCUCAGUGGAGAAGAUCUUCUAGGCCCCAUAAUUUUCAAAGCGGUUAUCCUUGGUUCGCUAGCGGUGCUAGUCUCUGGCAGAACAGGCAGGAGCCGACCUCUUCUACUACAUCGGAGGAAUCAGCGUUCUCUUGCUGACGUUCUAUGUGAUGAGCUCGCCGGUGUUCGUCUUCCCUCACUUGGGAUUGGUAAGCUUUNNNNAUACCAGGGUGUGUUCUGGAGUUUUGCCGUGGUCUGUUUGGCUAUGGUUAUCUUUGUUCUGUUGAUUGUCCCAGAGACAAAGGGUAAGACAUUCGAAGAGAUCCAGGCGUACUUCAGUAGGAGAUAUGGGAGCAGAUCUAAAAAUGUCGACGCUUCCGUUAAGGUGGAUGUCGAAAAUGCUGCUCGGUCGGAAGGAGUAUCUUAUUAG